Carica papaya (papaya) is the source of this 2212-nucleotide messenger RNA. The record is from RefSeq and is a predicted model, not a curated record. NCBI's taxonomy places the organism in Eukaryota, Viridiplantae, Streptophyta, Magnoliopsida, Brassicales, Caricaceae.
GAGUAAUUUUAUCUUGAAAACUAUGGUGUUGUAUCGUCUUAGAAUCUUUCUUCUUUGUGGUUCUUAGUAACUGAGGUUUAGAUCCUAAUGGCAUGGGCUAAUAAUUUUAUCUUGUUCUACAUGCUAUUGUGUUAGCGUUGUCAGAAGGCAUUAUUGUCUUUGGUACUAGUUUGUUAUUUAUCUUUAUGUAAUUUUUUAUCCAUUUCAAGCAACUUAUUGCUCUAUAGGUGGAUAAGAUAACAUGAACAGGUUCUUCAUGUUCACUUCCCAUGUACUUAGGUGAACUCGUUUGUUCUGUUUGUCCUUUUGGAUUGCAGUUUGUUACAUGGUGAAAAAUAAGAUAAAUGAGCCCACUCAGAAAAUUCAGUUGAGUUCAGUGUUAGGCUUAUAGCGAUUUCAGUUACAAAAUUGCAAGGAUGCAGAAAGAGUGCUGUAAACACAAAUUUUCUGGCCCUAAAUUUUAGAUGCAAAUAUAUUGGCAGUUGAAUGGUUUACAUUGUUUUAUACUGACCCUAGAAAUUUUGGUGUGGUUAUUAUCAACAUAGCAUGAUGUACUUUUUUGGUGAGAUCAUUGCUGGUUUUGUGGCUAUUGCCAGCAUCUUUUAGAGACAAAAAGUGAUGAUAUAUAAAUAUGAAGGGGACACCAAGAGUGUACCACCCGAUUAGAGGAGAGGAAUUUACAACUGAAUUAUUGCUGUAAGUCAACAGAAUUUAAGUAGCCGAUCAUCAACUAAAAAGAAAAACACAGGUUUUGAAACCAUAAAUCCUUAUAUAUUGUUUUCAGUCUUGAAAGAGACCACUUUGCACAAAAGGUUCCAAAGUGCAUAUCCUUGAUGAGAUCAUAAGUGGGUCAAGACUCUUCUGGGGUUACAGAAGCUAAACUUUUAAGGUUCCUUGAGCAGUCCAAUGAAAUAAAGAACUAAUGAAAGUUCGGAUAAGGGGCAGUUUCUUGCAAUGUGCAAAAUAAAGCUAGAAUUGAGGGUUUAGUUUUUAAUUGAGUUUGUGACAAAGCGCGCAAUCUCUACGGACUUAUCAAUAGAAAGAACCAGCAACUUACACAGCUUGAAGAAGAACUUUCUGUUUUUUUUUUUUUGGGAUUUGCUAACUAUAUGUUGUGUUUCUUUUGUUUGCUGGGGAAUUCUAUGUCGUGAUCUUUUCUCAAAGUUAACUGGUUAGGAAACUAGUUAUAAAUUUAAGCUUAAUUUUGUUAAAUUUUUUAUUUCUCAUCGGUUGCAGGGUACUGUAAAUAUGACAUCUACGUAUGACAGUAGGACACAUGACCUGGAACAUUCCUUGGUCGCAAGGGGAGAUCUAUGGAGAGUGGAGGCAUCAACUGCUAGUUCCACUUCAGGAAACGACAAUUCAUCUCUCUUUCUUGUCCAGCUUGGACCGGUACUGUUUGUUCGUGAUACAACGCUUCUUCUACCAGUUCAUCUGUCAAAGCAACACUUGCUUUGGUAUGGGUAUGAUAGAAAGAAUGGUAUGCAUUCUCUUUGUCCGGCUAUGUGGUCAAAGCAUCGCAGGUGGCUGUUAAUGUCAAUGCUCUGUCUCAAUCCUUUAGCUUGUUCAUUUGUAGAUUUGCAAUUUCCAAAUGGGCAGUUUACUUAUGUCUCUGGCGAGGGAUUGACAACAAGUGCUUUUUUGCCUAUUUGUGGUGGUCUUCUUCAAGCACAGGGUCAAUAUCCUGGGGAGAUGAGAUUUAGCUUCUCUUUCAAGAAUAAGUGGGGAACACGUAUCACGCCAAUGGUGCAGUGGCCUGACAAAUCAUUUACGCUGAGUUUUUCUCAAGCCAUAGCUUGGCAGAGAUCUGGUAUCAUGAUGAGGCCAACCAUCCAAUUCAGUUUAUGCCCAACACUUGGUGGAAGCAGUCCUGGAAUGCGAGCAGAACUUAUUCACUCGUUGAGAGAAGAUCUGAAUUUGAUCUGUGGCUGUGCUGCAACAUCUCAUCCUUCGGCAUUUUUAUCAAUAUCGUUUGGCCGGUCUAAAUGGAACGGGAAUGUGGGGAAGACUGGGAUAGUUGUGAGGGCUGAUACUCCUCUUUCCAAUGUUGGCAGACCUUCCUUUUCUAUUCAAUUAAACAAUGCUAUUGAGUUUUGAUUGUUUCAGACCCACAUAGUUUUGGUGUAUAUAAAUCUAAACACAGUAGCACAUGUGCAUGUAUAAUGUUGCCUCUGUUGAUUAUGUAUCAAUCGCAUGGGUCUCCUCUUACCUA